This is a messenger RNA of Cyphellophora attinorum, 1251 nucleotides long. RefSeq lists its product as uncharacterized. Lineage: Eukaryota; Fungi; Ascomycota; Eurotiomycetes; Chaetothyriales; Cyphellophoraceae. The transcript has a single exon. Bases 1 to 1251 code for a protein of 416 amino acids. The record is from RefSeq and is a predicted model, not a curated record.
AUGAUUGGCUUCAACUUACGAGCCUUCUUGUUCGGCUCCGGUUACGACUCCGGUCCGUCCAGCGCUACAGAGGCCGACACUACUGAUAGCUAUGGCGCAGGAGAAAGCGGCGGUCCUUAUCCAUGGUGGUACGGAGAGACAAGCACAGGCCUUGACCCUUUCUACUAUGGCACCACAAGCAAUACAGACCCAUGGUCCGAGUCUGCAGUGACCUACUCGUCCAGUAGUAGCGUCGACACAAGCACUACCGUCGGCAUUGUCACCACGCCAGCCACGUCCUCAAUCAUCACCUCAACGAGCGACUCAAAUACGCUGCAUUGGCCUACCACCACAUCCGCAGAGACUUGGAGCCAGGCAUCACCAGGUAUUGCCGAAUCAACCUCUUGUCCGAAUGAGCUAACAUCGACGGUGCCAGAUACCUCCUCGUCACCACAAGCCACGGCCACAACGUCAGCUACCAUCACAUCAGCGACCCAAACCACCUCAUACGCCAUCACAUUUUCGACCACUCCAGUCACACUCCCAACUUCCACAAACGAGGUCUCAACUAGCCAGACUAUCACACCCACUCUCACAAUAACAGUCUCACCUCUGCCAACCGACCCCACCACCACCAUCUCGCUCAUCGAACCGACCACCACCACCACAGUCCCAACUCCCAUCUCCAAUCCCAGUCACUCCAUCAACACCGCGCUCGCAGUUGGUCUCGGCACAGUCCUUGGCUUCUUCCUCCUCGUAUUCCUUAUCAUCGCCUUCUUCUACUACCGCCACCGUUCCGCCGACAACCCCGACGCUCCCGGUGCACCAUCUCGCCAGGGUCUCCUCAUCGGUUCCCCUCAACCGAUCGGCAAUGAUCCCCGUGCACUCGAGAACGCUGAAGCAUUGCGUGCGACGGUCCCAGAGGAAGGCGAGCAUCUCGAGAUGAAAUUUCCGGCUGAUGAGGGGUUUCUUGAUACCAUCGCGACGAGGGAAAUUCAGGACAGCACGGCUGCUAGAGGUGGAGCGGGUCAGGAAGUCGACGAGAUUACUGCCGCGCCUGCAGCUGCUCCGCCGCCUGAUAUUGGAAGAUGGAGAUUUCGAGGGGAGAUUGAGGGACGGACUAUCGGUGGUUCUGGUGGUGGUCCAGCCUUGAAUGAGAUCGCAGUGCCAGCUGGAUCGCGCUGGUCGAGGAAGAUCAAGGCACUCUUCGGUCGCAAGCAGGAUGAUGUGAGGUUCGAGAUGCUGCCACCCUCAUCGCCGGGUCAGGCUUGA